AUGUAUCGCAUCUGGAAUAUAUACGUAUUGGCCGCCUUUGGCACCAUCGGCGGCAUGCUGUUUGGGUUCGAUAUAAGCUCUAUGAGCGCUUGGAUCGGAUCAAAGCAGUAUCUUGAGUACUUCGACAACCCCGACUCAACCUUGCAAGGUGGUAUAACGGCCUCCAUGUCAGCUGGGUCGUUGGUUGGAGCCCUAGCUGCAGGUUUCCUAGCGGACAAGCUUGGCCGCCGCGGAUCUCUAAAGGUUGCUGCUGUUGUCUUUGUCCUCGGAGCCGCAUUGCAGGCUUCAGCCCAGAACGUCGCUCACCUGAUCGUCGGCCGCGUGGUUAGCGGUCUAUCAAUAGGAGUCACAAGCUCACAGAGCUGUGUAUAUCUUGCUGAGUUGGCUCCUUCCCAGAUCCGUGGCCGAAUCGUCGGCAUCCAGCAGUGGUCUAUUGAAUGGGGCAUACUGAUCAUGUACCUGAUAUCCUAUGGUUGCGUGAACGCCAUCCAGUCAGAAAACGCCUUCCGUGUCGCAUGGGGAGUCCAAGGCGUUCCAGCCAUCGUCCUUUUCGUUGCAUUGUUCUUCUUCCCCGAGUCUCCUAGAUGGCUCGCCCAAAAGGACCGUUGGGAUGAGUGCUGGGAAGUUCUCGCACACCUUCACGGAAACGGCGACCGGGACAGUCCGGUAGUAAUGACUGAGCUUGAAGAGGUCAAAGAGGCCGCUCGUGUGGCAGCAGAAUCCGCACACAUAGGAUUUCUCGGUCUUUUUGGUCCCAAUAUGUGGAAACGCACAUUGGCCGGAUGCAGUGUACAGGUCUGGCAGCAAUUGCUCGGAGGCAACGUGAUGCUUUACUAUCUAGUCUACAUCUUCAACAUGGCCGGAAUGAGUGGCAAUGUUGCCUUGACCUCAUCCAUCAUUCAAUACGUGAUCUUCCUUGUCACUACUGGAGCAAUUUUGCCCAUCGUCGAUCGGCUAGGUCGCCGGACUCUCUUGAUCGGCGGUGCUAUCAUCUGUUGCAUCAUCCACUUUGCAACUGGAGCCGUGAUGGCUUCUUAUGGACACUACGUCGAUAGCAUCGAUGGAAACGAGAUCCUGCGAUGGGAAAUUGGUGGAGCUCCAGCAAAGGCUGUGAUUGCUCUGUGCUACAUCUUUGUCGGCAUAUAUGGACUGACGUGGGCCCCGAUUGGUUGGAUUUAUUGUUCUGAAGUAUUUCCACUGAAAUAUCGUGCCGUAGGCGUCGGCCUUUCUGCCGCUUCAAAUUGGACGUUUAACCUUGCAUUGGCGUUUUUCGUACCGCCUGCUUUUACCAACAUCCAAUGGAAGACCUACAUGAUAUUCGGGACCUUCUGUGCAGUCAUGACUGCACACAUCUUCUUCACGUAUCCAGAAACAGCCGGCAAGUCGCUCGAAGAAGUUGAUGAGGUGUUUUCGUCGAACAUCCCUGCUUGGCGAAGCAAGGAUGCCGGAGGCCGUUUCGAGGACCGGGUAGCUGCUACCGAGAAGUCUGUCGAUGUCUUCCACCAAGAGAACAAGGAUGCGUCCGCUGUUUAA
Molecule: messenger RNA, 1533 nt
Organism: Neoarthrinium moseri
Lineage: Eukaryota; Fungi; Ascomycota; Sordariomycetes; Amphisphaeriales; Apiosporaceae
Exons: 7
Coding region: 1-1533 (510 amino acids)
Biological process (GO): carbohydrate transport; transmembrane transport
Cellular component (GO): membrane
Molecular function (GO): carbohydrate:proton symporter activity
Source: RefSeq, a predicted model, not a curated record